Molecule: messenger RNA, 4979 nt
Organism: Xylaria bambusicola
Lineage: Eukaryota; Fungi; Ascomycota; Sordariomycetes; Xylariales; Xylariaceae
Product: raptor N-terminal caspase like domain-containing protein
Exons: 3
Coding region: 156-4580 (1474 amino acids)
Biological process (GO): positive regulation of cell growth; cellular response to amino acid stimulus; positive regulation of protein serine/threonine kinase activity
Cellular component (GO): TORC1 complex; cytoplasm
Molecular function (GO): protein-macromolecule adaptor activity; protein binding
Source: RefSeq, a predicted model, not a curated record
GUUCUAAUGCUUUUUCUCUCUCCCUAGCUAUUACCAUCGUGGCCCUAUGCGACUGAAUCUCGCCUAAGGGUAGCUUGCUACCCUCGUCACCUCCGUCGGCUGCUGCUAAAGCACGUCGCGCUUGCAAUAGCCCGCGACCGCAGCCAUUAUUCACCAUGACCGCCAUCACAGCGCAUCACUAUCACCAGAGCGCAUAUCCCCCACAGCAGCAGCAGCACGCGCCAGGUACUUCAUCGUCAUCUCGCCAGCCAGCUAGAACGUCGCCGCAUUACGCCGCCGAAAACACCGCUCACAACUCCACGACACAAUCUCCGAAUCACACCACCACCUUACGAUCCACGCGCAACAGCCCUAACCCAGCCCCGAGCUCAGCUAUGCCUUCGCGAUCGGGCACCAACGGCGUUCCUACCGCUGAGCGUGGGGAUCCCCAUCCUGCUCCCUCUCUGAAGAAAAGGGAAACUGAACCAAUAAACGGUCAAACAAACAGUACCGCAGACAGCAGCGAUUCUGACCCUAGAACUAUCGAACGUCAUCAUAAUUUUAAAAAAUUAUCCAUAAUAACAUCCCAGGAUGACGGCUCGGACCGGUCACAGCGUCCCAAGCCACCCUUGGUACGAUCCAAGAGCGACUAUGCUGUACGGCGUGACGACCAGGAGCCUGUUGAGGGUCAGGUCCACGAAUGGGGCGCACGCCAUGGGUUCGAAGAUCACUAUCAGUCGGAAGACAUUAUAUCGCAACUAGCGAACAACUGGUAUAUGUAUUUCACCGACAAGCGCCACGAAACGACUGGGCAGCCCAAGACGCCAAACUACGAGAUUGAGGACUGGCGCAUGAGGGAUCGCUUGAAGACCGUCUCAGCUGCUAUCGCGGUGUGUCUUAACAUAGGAGUUGAGCCACCCGAUCAGCUGAAGACCAACCCAGGCGCGAAACUCGAGGCGUGGCAAGAUCCUUUUGUGCCUCCAGCUACUAAAGCUUUAGAGAGCAUAGGAAAGGCUUUACAGGCUCAGUAUGAAAACAUCUCCGUCCGCACGCGAUACAAGCAAUACCUCGAUCCUUCUGUUGAAGAGACGAAGAAAUUUUGUAUGUCCCUUCGAAAAAACGCGAAGGACGAGCGAGUGUUGUUACAUUACAACGGCCAUGGUGUUCCAAAGCCUACAGCGUCGGGCGAGAUUUGGGUUUUUAAUAAAAAUUACACACAGUAUAUCCCGAUAUCAUUGUAUGAUCUUCAGCACUGGUUGCAAUCUCCCACAGUCUAUGUCUGGGAUUGUUCAGAAGCAGGCAACAUUCUUAAUAACUACCACCGUUUCGUGGAGAAACAUCAAGAAGAGGAAGAAGCGACUGCAGCCGCCGACCCAAAUUAUGAAAAGGUCAAGUACGAUUCGUAUCUUCACCUAGCAGCCUGCUCCGUCAAAGAGAACCUUCCGACGAACCCUCUGCUACCCGCCGAUCUAUUCACCGCUUGUCUUACAACGCCGAUAGAGAUGGCAUUAUGGUUCUUCGUGUUACAGAAUCCCCUCAAGACGAAUCUGACGCCAGAGCGCGCCAAGAAGUUACCCGGUCGGCUGCAAGAACGUAGGACACCUCUCGGAGAGCUCAACUGGAUCUUCACUGCGAUUACAGACACUAUUGCAUGGACGUCCCUGCCUCGGCAGCUCUUCCGUAAAUUCUUCCGGCAGGAUCUCAUGGUAGCGGCUCUCUUCAGGAAUUUUAUUCUGGCUCAAAGGAUCAUGAUGGUCUAUGGAUGUCAUCCUCAGUCGUAUCCCGCACUCCCCGAUACGCAUCAGCAUCCUCUGUGGGAAAGUUGGGAUCUGGCGGUUGAUUUGGCUCUGGCCCAAUUACCAAUGCUCGAGAAGAAGGAGAGCGAAGCCAUCGAAUACGAAUACCAGAGUUCAACUUUCUUCGCUGAGCAGCUCACUGCAUUUGAAGUAUACCUCGGCCGAGGCGACGCCCUUCUGCAGAAACCCCCGGAUCAGCUUCCUGUUGUUUUGCAAGUGUUGCUUAGCCAGCAACAUAGAGUUCGUGCUCUCAUCCUGCUCGGUAGGUUCCUAGAUCUCGGCCCCUGGGCAGUCCAGCUUGCUUUAAGUAUCGGCAUCUUCCCGUACGUUCUUAAGCUCUUACAAUCAGCCGCGUCGGAGCUGAAACCAGUCAUGGUCUUCAUCUGGACACGAGUUCUUGCUGUCGACAUAAGCUGUCAACCAGAUCUCAUCAAAGACAGUGGUUACAAUUACUUCGCUGCCAUACUUAAGCCGUCUGAAGGUCUCCCAGUCGCUAACAGCGAUGAACACAAGGCAAUGUGCGCUUUCGUACUUGCAAUGCUUUGCAAAGGUUACAAGCCUGGUCAAGUUGUCUGCAACCAGACCGAUGUCAUGACAUACUGUUUGGCCCACCUUAACAAUGAUGAGAACGUUCUGCUUCGGCAAUGGGCUUGUCUCUGUAUCAGCCAGUUGUGGCUUGAUCUUCCCGAUGCAAAGUGGAGAGGUAUUAGAGAAAAUGCCCCCACGAAGCUUUCAACUCUGACUAAGGACACCUGUCCCGAAGUUAGGGCGGCGGUUGUCCAUGCAAUGACGACAUUCUUAGGUAUACCUGAUCUCACUGACGAAGUAGCCCGAAUUGAAGAAUCCAUCGCUUGGACGUUACUUGAGAUGGCCAACGAUGGAAGCCCGCUUGUGCGAAAAGAACUAUUAGUGUUCUUAUCUAAUUUCGUACUUCGAUACGAGAACAAGUUCAUUGUUGCGGCUUUCGAGCAGUUGCUAGAAGAAAAAGAGUAUAAUAAGCCUUCUGCGCAAAAUGCGCGAGAUGCCCAGCUCCUUGGAGACCGAGAUGACAGUGGCUUCAUUAAAGCUCCUGCUCAGAGCCUGUCUUUCAAUACAGUCUUUGCAGCUUGUUGGAAGCACAUCCUUGUUUUAAAUGUUGACCCUCAUCCUGAGGUCCAGCGCGAUGCAACUAUAAUCAUGGAUUAUGUGCACAAUGCGCUACUGACCUCAUCUAUUGGUGCUCAAGCUCAGGUGUUAGCUGAUGACAUCCGCAAAAGCGCCCAGAGGUCUCGAGGUCACAAGAAGCAGUUGUCCACAUCCCGAAAUAGUAUGGUUGGUGGACCAACUUCGUACAUGACUCAAUCUGAGUCCUCUCCUGGGCUACUUAAACGAACUGCCAGCCUUUUCUUACAGCUACCAAGUAUCUGGGGCACUGAUGACAAGGCUAAUACCUCAUCUCCUCUGCCAUCUCCCGAUCUCACUCGAAAUCUGUCUCAAAAGCUCCGGUAUCCCGCUGAUUGGAAAGCGCCACCAGAGCAGAACGACCAAGCAUAUAUUCCAGCUCAUUACCAUGUAGCGGAGGAACCAGUAUCUGGCAAUUUUAAGCCACGCAAGCUGCACGAAAUACCUUCACUGCCCCUGAAUAGUACUUUCUUAGACUGGUCCAUCGAGUAUUUCCGCGAACCACAGAUGAAGCCUAGUGAGGCUGAGGAACCUGGAAGCACGGAGUACAACGAACGCCUUUGGAGACGGUCCCGCAAUGAGGCGAUACUAAGAGAAACGCAACCUCAGAAACCUUACGCCGGAGAACAUAGGUGGGGCAAUCAGCUUUGUAUCAUGAAUAAUGGUGCUCAACCCACGAAAAUGACGUUUCACCAGUUUGAGGACCACCUUGCUGUUGCCGAUGACAGUAAUACUGUCUACGUGUGGGAUUGGAAGAAGCAACAGAAGCUACACCGCUUUUCCAACGGCAACCCGGAAGGUUCAAAAAUCAGCGACAUGAAAUUUAUCAAUGAGGAUGACACCGCGUUUCUAAUGACAGGGUCAUCCGAUGGCGUGUUACGGAUCUACCGAAACUACGAUUCUUCAAAGAAUAUUGAGCUUGCAUCUGCCUGGCGGGCACUGACCCAUAUGGUCCCAAGCAAUGUUAAUUCCGGCAUGGUCUUUGACUGGCAACAAGUAACUGGAAGGGUUCUCGUUGCCGGAGAUGUCCGUGUCAUACGUGUUUGGGCUGCAGCAUCGGAGACGUGUGUGACGGAUAUUCCUGCUCGGUCAGGGUCAUGUGUCACCUCACUGACAUCAGAUCAAAUGACUGGCAACAUCUUCGUGGCUGGCUUUGGUGAUGGAGCCGUGAGGGUGUUUGAUACGCGUUUACGGCCCCAGGAAUCGAUGGUCAAGAAAUGGAAAGAUCAUUCCGACAUGCAGUGGAUACGAAGUGUACAUAUGCAGCGUGGUGGCCAACGAGAGCUUCUUUCUGCCAGCCGUAACGGGAAAGUAAAGCUCUGGGAUAUUCGAAUGGACAACCCUCUUCGUGUUAUCGAAGCGUCACGUGAUACGAUUCGAACCGCCAGUACACAUGAACACCUCCCCGUUUUCUCCGUCGGUACCUCUGCCCAUACAGUCAAGGUAUUUAAUCUUGAAGGCCGUGAGCUUUCCCGGAUGGAGCCCUAUUCAAGUUUCCUACAGCAGAACCGCAGUUCUCCUAUCGCUGCCACGGCCUUCCACCCCCACCGUAUGAUCUUAGGAUGCGCUGCUCGAGGCGAUCAUCACAUCAAUCUCUUCACCUGUGCCAGCGAGAAGCCAGAAACGAUCCUGAAUUCGCUAUAGGAUUAGGAUGUGGCCCCAUUAACACCUAUGCUACAGAACUUCAGCCAGGAGCAAAGUGGGAAUCUCCAUGGCUAUUUACAAGAUGAACCAACAGUGUUCUCAUAAUGAUAAUAAUUUGCAUGUAUCAAUCGAUCAGAUUUACCAAGGUCGGUCGUAUCCAAUUCGAAAUAGGCGUUGGAGGAUUGACUCUAUCGGCUACCGGGAUAGAGGUUAUACUCUCGGCGUUAAACCCUGUUUUAUUUUCCCACUAUAUCCCGCGGUGGAUUAAUUUCAUGUAUAGGACUGCUUUAUAAGCUAUGAGAACUUAUUGUUACACAGAUAAUCGACUGGCCGUUCUGCGCGAAUCGAUCUCUUAUCUAGGUUUGUCAAGCGGAGACGAAAAUGUCUCUACGCUCCGGC